AAGGCAUCGAGGAUGACAGUGACCGGGUAAGCUAGCAUAGGAAAUAACCGGGUGUGGCUUUGAAAUUAUAUGAUGGGACACAGCAGAACUAAAAGCGCCAUUGAAAAACCUGAGUUUUGUGACUGGCAGAGGAGAUGGAAAAGGUGCUACAGGUAUGGUCGUUCAAACCAUUUCGGCAGCUUUCUUCUGCCCUCAAGGCAGGGCUCCUCCGGAACUGUGCCUCGUAGGGCUACAGUCUUUCCUUCAACGAAACCCGCACGGAGAAUGCCUUCUCCAACAUGUUGCGCGAUUGGAUGAGGCAUUCCAGAUGUUUUGCAGCGCAAGGGACGACAUCCGCAGUCUCCCCAAAGGCUCGAGCGAGGUGCGUACGCUUAUGGAUUGGGCCGCCGGCGGCUCUUCUGCCCCAAUUUCACAAGCCAGGAGCGGGAUCAUAGCUCUUCCAUUGCUCCUCAUCCUCCAAUUGGGACAAUAUCUGCGAUAUCUCGAGAUCCAUUCCCUCUCACACUCUGGAUUUGUUGAGCAGGUUCAGCAUGUUGGCGGUAUUCAGGGUUACUGUGGUGGCGCUGCUGCGGCCUUGUCGAUUGCUUGUGCCAAGGACGAGGCGGAAGUUAUUCAGAAUGCUGCUGUCUUCCUUCGGCUGUUGGUAGGCAUUGGAGCCUGCAUAGAAGCAGCCGACUAUCCGAGUACAGGAGCAUCGACUGUCAUUGCGUGUCGACUGAAAUAUGAGGGUCAAGGAGAUGAACUCGUUGCUCGUUUCCCAGGCACAUAUGUCUCAGCAGUAACGGAGCCUAGAUCCAUUAGCAUUGCCGGCAAUGCUACAAUAUUGGCCCAGUUGUUCGACUACGCACACGGCUUGGGAUUACCAGUCCAGCAAAUGGAGGUCACAGGCAAAGCACAUUGCCCGGACAAUGUCCCUCUUGCAGCUGGUUUCUUACAACUUUGGAGGCAGACACCAUCCCUUCAAUUACCUAAACAAAGUGAGCUACGAGUAUCGAUCAGGUCCAAUCGGAGUGCGAAAAAACUCGAAAUCGGGUCUGUCAUUGAGGACCUGAUCGUGAUGAUUAUUGCAUCAAGGUGCGAAUGGUACCAAGUUUUAACCCUCUGUGCCGAAGACAUGAAAGCUUCAGGACGGCGAGCUCACUCUGUUGUAACCUUUGGCCUCAAUGACUGCGUUCCUCUGGCACCAUUCAACAAGCAACGAUUAGAGGUGUCCAAAAUACUGCCCCCAUAUUUCUACGACCCAAAGGUAACUGCAACUCCAACAGUUCAUGAAGGUGCUAUAGCAAUUGUCGGAGCGUCUUGCCGCCUACCAGGUGCUACUAAUCUCGAGGAGUUGUGGGACGUGAUAUCAAGCGGCAAAGACUGCCACAAAGGAGUUCCCACAGACAGAUUCGACAUCCAAUCAAGCUCCCGCGCAGUCCAAAGUGGGAACGAGGCACAAAAGAUAUUCGGGAAUUUUCUUGAUGACGUGAAAGGCUUCGACAGGUCAUUCUUCGGCAUGAACGCCAGAGAAGCGGCAAACUUGGACCCCCAACAGCGGAUUCUUUUAGAGCUAUCUUAUGAAGCACUUGACUCAAGCGGAUAUCUGGUUUCCCACGUUCGAGAGAGGGGUGACCUAGUUGGCUGUUUCAUUGGGGCAAACAUGAUAGAAUAUCUUGACAACACGAACGCCCAUGCACCCUCGGCGUAUACCUCUACCGGAACCCUUCGCGCAUUCUUAUGUGGAAGGUUGAGCCACCAGUAUGGCUGGACUGCACCUUCAGAGGUUAUUGAUACUGCAUGUUCGUCUUCAUUGGUGGCAAUAAGUCGCGCUUGCAAUUCUAUCUUGUCAGGAGAAUGCGAUAUGGCACUUGCUGGUGGAGUGAACAUCAUCACAGGUGUUAACAACUUUUUGGAUUUAGGAAAAGCAGGAUUUCUUAGUCCCACUGGACAAUGUAAGCCGUUUGACGACUCCGCGGAUGGAUACUGUCGUUCAGACGGCGCAGGAUUAGUAGUCCUAAAGAGGCUUACUCGAGCACUGGAGGACGGCGAUCAAAUCUUGGGCGUCAUCUCGGGGAUUGCCACAAAUCAAGGCGGGCUUUCAUCGUCUCUAACAAUCCCUUCCUCAGAUUCCCUGCAGGCCCUCUUUCGAAAUGUUCUCCAGAAAGCAGAUUUCCAACCCUCCAACGUCACCUUUGUAGAGGCACAUGGAACGGGCACCCAAGCUGGCGACCCGAUCGAGAUGGAUAGCAUUCGUUCCAUUUUUGGGAGUUCAUCCCGGACAGUACCAAUCACUGUGGGCUCUAUCAAGGGAAACAUUGGCCACUGUGAAAGCGGUGCGGGUGUUGCGGGUUUACUGAAAGUCCUAGCCAUGAUAAAACAUGGCAAAAUUCCUCCUCAAGCAAACCAUAAACUGCUGAACCGGAAGAUCCCGCCUCUUGAUCUCGACGGAAUUCGAAUCAGCGAAGAGCUAUUGCCAUGGAACGUACCAUUGCGCGCCGCUUGUGUGAAUAGUUACGGGGCUGCAGGGUCCAACUGCGCACUACUUUGCCAUGAGAUGCCUACAACAAUUAAAACGAGGCCACCGCCGCUCCCACAUCCUGUCCUUCUCAGCAGCGCUUCAGAUAACGGUCUAGUAGCUAAUAUCCAAGCUUUAGUGUCAUACCUUGAAAGGAAUGUUUCUAAGUUAAGCAUUGCUGAUGUCGCUUUCACAUUGAAUGAGCGGCGGAAAAAACACAGAUAUUGCAUCAGUACAACUGCGACUGAUGUAGGAUCUUUGAUUCGUAGCUUGGAAUCCGUUCAGCCUUCUCCAUUCCAAUACCCAGAUAGGCCCACGCCAGUUGUUCUGUUACUUAGCGGACAAUAUGACAACAAGGUCGCACUGGAUCCCACAUGUUACAAAACCUAUCCUGCAUUGAAAGGAUACAUUGAUAACUGCGAUUCAAUUCUCCUUUCCCUUGGAUAUCCCUCCAUUCAGCAAGCCAUUAUUCAAACCGAACCCAUCGCUGAUGUUGUUUGCUUGCAAUGCAGCAUCUUCGCCAUGGAAUAUGCAUGGGCCUCCCUGUGGAUCAAUGCUGGUAUCAAACCUGCCGCGAUCAUUGGACAUAGUCUGGGCGAGCUUAUUGCACUUGCUGUGUCUGGGGCACUGUCUCUGAAAGAUGCUCUGAAUCUGGUCGCAUAUCGGGCACAUCUCAUUUCGACCCGGUGGGGAACAGAUUGUGGUAGCAUGCUUGUCCUUAAUGUCUCAGCGACUGAGGCACAAGCAACGUUACCGCCAGCUACCUUGGGCCAUUCCGAUCGAUCCAAGCUUGAUAUUGCAUGCUACAAUGGUCCCAGUUCAACUGUCGUCGCGGGAUCAUCGUCGUUGGUGCAAGCAACGGCGGACUUCUUAGCUGCCGGUUCAGGCGCAAGCGGAAUAAUUUCACAGCAAUUGUCUACUACACACGCUUUUCACUCAUCAUUGACCGAGCCAAUCCUUCCUUGGCUGCAAUCAAGGGCUGAAUCACUUGCAUGGAAUGAACCCAUUGUCCCUGUCGAGUUUUGCACGCACGAGCACCUAGAUUCAAUAUCAGAUUGGUCCGCUCCUAAGCACGCUAGAGAACCAGUAUACUUCUUUGACGCAGUGCGAAGGGUCGAGAGGCGUUUGGGUCCAUCAGUUUGGCUGGAAGCUGGAGUUAACACACCAAUUGUUGCGAUGACAAAACGAGCUGUCGCGAAUCCAGAUGCGCAUUUAUUCCAAUCAGUUAGGAUUAAAAUUGGCGAAUCUAUGGGCCAGUCAAUUAGUACAAUAAUUUCCAAGCUUUGGAGACAUGGCCUGUCCGUUUCAUAUAGUACCUUUUUCGGGCCUUCGUCUCAGGUGUUCAGACCUGUAUGGCUCCCGCCAUACCAAUUUGAGAGGCAAUCGUACUGGGUGGACAACAUUGAUCGUACCACGGAAGCACGCAAACAACUGCCACUCCAGUCAGUUGAAAAUGCCGUACCACCAAAGGACCUCGUUUUUACGAAGGAAUCCCCCGGCUCCUCGGGCACUACAUCCGUUUUUUACAUCAACACACAGUCUCUUCGAUACCAGCGAAUUGUCCAAGGACAUGCCGUUCUAGGUCAGCCACUUUGUCCAGCAUCGUUGUAUAUGGAAUGUGCAACGAUGGCCCUCCAGAUUCUUCGCGGACAAGAUAUCGAGUCUCAUUGCCUGAAUUUCGAGAAUCUUGACUUCAGCGCACCGCUAGGACUUGAUAGCACGCGCGAGGUUAUUCUUAAUUUGGAGUUGCAUUCCGAGCAGGCGUGGAACUUUACGGUGCAGUCGACAGUCUCUGGGUCAAGUAUGCACCCACGGGUACAUUGCACCGGCAGGUUGGCCUUGACCCUUCGUGCAGAAGUCUCGAUGUUUGGCCGCCUGGUGGCAAACUCAAUACAAACACUGCUCUCAAAGAAUAACACCGAGAGGCUCAUGUCAAAACGCGCGUAUGAUCUAUUCUCGCACGUCGUGACCUACGACCCUUCUCUACAGGGCAUCUUAUCGAUCGUACUUGACAAGACAGAGGCUUUAGCCAUUGUCAAACACUAUAAAGAUCAUCCUGAUAGCAAAGACAGUACGGCAUGGCACCGAUGCGAUGCUGUGACAUUAGAUACUUUCAUUUCAGUAGCCGGUCUGCUAUUGAACAGCAGCGACACAGUCUCCAGAGCGGAAGCCAUGGUUGCCGUAGGACUCGACCGGACAGUUCUAUCUUCCGCUUGCUCACCAGGGCCAAAUUCUGAUUUGCAAGUUUUUGUGAACUUCUCUCUGGUAGACAGCAAGCAGGCAACCGGUGACGUCUUUGUUUGUUCUCAGCGUGGCGAGGUCCUGGCGAUAUUCAGCGGUGUGCGGUUUCACAAGGUCGCAAUCUCGAAGCUUCAGAAGUCACUGGCCUCUGCGAACCCAAGCAUUUCAACAACUCAGAGGCUACAUCCUGUUGCUUCGACAGAGUCCGAUUUCACGGAUGAGGCGACAUUUCGAACACCCACUGAAUCGCACUUUUGCGCUUCAGUUCCGUCAGAUGACGAAAUGUAUCCUUCGUCCAAGAGUCAAAAGGAUGCCGUACAGGCACUCAUCUCAACCUACACUGGUCUCGAAAGCACUGAUAUCUCUGAAGACUCCCUACUAAUGGACUUGGGGUUCGACUCGCUGUCAUCUAUCGAGUUUGCCACGGAACUAUCAACAAUGUUCAAGGUCACGGUAGAUUCCCAAUCACUUGGUCAUAUCAGUUUACGUACGCUGUAUACACGUUUUGGGCUGGAAAUAGGCGGGAGGGCGAAACUGCCGGUAACCCAAAUCAGAGAGGAGAGUUUUACAGCAUCUCCCACAAAGUCUGCUGUCUUAUUCCCAUCACCAUCCCUUCGCAUUGUUCAACCGCUUGAGAUUCUAGGAAAUCCGCUGAACGCACUUGAUGAUUCUAAUCAUUACAUAGAAGACGCGAGUAUUGAUCAGGGUUUUGCGGGAUACUGGAAUGUUGUCGCUCCAUUACAGAACGAUUUGUUGAUUGCGUACCUCUUGGAAGCCUUCCGGAAGCUCAAUCUGGAUCUACUCUCAAUCACUCCCCAGAACCCAGUUCCUGCAGUCAAAUACUUGCCAAGGCACGAAAAGCUAAUGUCGAGAAUUUGGUGGAUCCUCGAGAAACACCAUUAUGUGGAGAAACGAAAUACCGUGAUUCUCUGUAGUCAAGAAAUGCCUAACCGCUCCGUACUCAGUUCCUCUAGCGUUUAUGACGAUUUUGUCCAAAAAUUUCCGCGAUACCUUCCUGAAGCGAAACUGAUAAGGCUCGUAGGUGAACGCCUCGCAGAGUGCCUGAAGGGCGAAGAGGACCCAAUCGCUCUCCUGUUUGGAAAUGCCGAAUCAUCUACGAUAAUGGAGGAAUACUAUAGUUUCUCUCCGAUGCUGUCAACAAUGACCCAACAUUUAGUAACUUAUUUGAUGAAUUUUCUCGGACCAUUGCAAAGGGGCGACACUACCAUUCGCAUUCUUGAGAUCGGGGCGGGUACUGGCGGGACCACCAUCAAACUGGCAGAAGCUCUGGGCAAGCUUGACAUAACAUGCGAAUAUACGUUCACGGACAUAUCUCCCAGGCUAGUUUCAAAGGCCAAGUCGAAAUUUUCUAGGUACCCGUGGAUGAGGUUUGCUGUGCUGGAUCUGGAGAAUCAUGUCAAAGAUGAAUUCAAACACGCCUUCGAUAUUGUUAUAAGCACAAACUGUGUUCACGCGACGUCAGAUAGAGAACGUUCAUGUCGUCGCAUAUGGGAUACACUUACCGAUGAUGGAAUCGUCAUUCUUUCUGAGGUCACAAAAAGCAUUGAUUGGUUCGACAUGUGUUUUGGAGUUUUGGAAGGUUGGUGGCUUGCGGGGAGAGGGAGCGAGCACCCACUUCAAUCCACAGCCGUAUGGAUGGCUGCAUUCAAAAACGCUGGCUUCUUAUCUCUAGGUUUCUCUCAGGGCUCCACUCUAGAGACAAAUACACAGCAGCUGCUUGUUGGGUGUAAAAGACACUGGCCUAGCCAAACAAUGGCAACUCCUCCUUCAGAUGUUGUCUCGGGCAAGAUGGAGACAUUUGAACUGGAGACCAUGAUUUACAAAGAUGUAAGUGGCAUUCAAAUUGAAGCUGACGUCUACCUUCCUGGUGCUUUUACAUCUUCAUCGAUGCCUAUUGCUCUCAUGAUUCACGGAGGCGGCCACAUGGCAUUAUCUCGGAAGGCUAUACGCCCAGCGCAGACCAGAUAUCUGCUCGCCAACGGUUUCCUUCCCGUCAGCAUAGACUAUCGUCUUUGUCCAGAGGUCAACCUUGUAGAGGGCCCGUUUGCAGAUGUGCGGGACGGAUACUGGUGGGCCCGUAGCGAACUUCCCCUUCUACUUUUGAAACGCGGUAUCAUGGUUGACAGUGAUCGUGUUGUGGUCAUCGGUUGGUCAACGGGAGGCCAUUUAGCAAUGUCUCUUGGGUGGACGACUCGAGAAGCUUGCCUGCCGUCCCCCACGGCUAUACUUUGCUUUUACACACCCGUUGAUUUUGAAUUCAAUGCUUUAGACAAUCACCGUCGGCCAGCACUUCCUAGGCCGCAGUUGAGCAUCUCAAGUAUUCUUAAAACCCUACCAAAAGCUCCACUCACAAAAUAUGAGACGUCUUCCGGAGGCGAAAAUAACCUGGGAUGGCUUCGCUCGGGCGACCUACGCUCUGAAUUGUUGCUCUCCGUCUUUUCUGAUGGAAUUGGUCUGCCUCUGCUCCUGAAUGGCUUGAGCAAUAAUUCUGAUGACGGAUGUCUUGAAACACCGGCGGCCGAGCGAAUAGCAGACAUCAGCCCACUCGCGCGACUUCAAAAAGGCCACUAUGACAUACCGACCUUCAUGAUCCACGGGAAGAAAGAUGAAAUCGCGCCGUUUGUUGGUGCUGAGCGCUUUGUAGCUGCACUCCGGAAAUCUAAGAUCCGUCAUGGUUUCUUAGAGCUCAAUACCUCGCAUGUCCACGACUUGGAGCUGGUACCGGGCAUGAAAGAGUGGGAGGAGCAGGUCGCACCUGGGUAUCAGUUCCUCUUUGAAGUUGUACAAAAUGCUGCAUCACAACAAUAAGCCGACAUCCUAUCGUGAAUAAUAUGUUUCCUUCUUCCAUAUUUCGGCCGGAUUCAUC
Molecule: messenger RNA, 7625 nt
Organism: Aaosphaeria arxii CBS 175.79
Lineage: Eukaryota; Fungi; Ascomycota; Dothideomycetes; Pleosporales
Product: ketoacyl-synt-domain-containing protein
Exons: 5
Coding region: 155-7567 (2470 amino acids)
Biological process (GO): fatty acid biosynthetic process; secondary metabolite biosynthetic process
Molecular function (GO): fatty acid synthase activity
Source: RefSeq, a predicted model, not a curated record